Molecule: messenger RNA, 3051 nt
Organism: Styela clava
Lineage: Eukaryota; Metazoa; Chordata; Ascidiacea; Stolidobranchia; Styelidae
Product: prestin-like
Biological process (GO): transmembrane transport
Cellular component (GO): membrane
Source: RefSeq, a predicted model, not a curated record
UGUGAAGCUUUCUUUACAGAGAUAAGAAUGGUGUCUUAGAAUAUAUAAAAUGCCUUCUGAAGAACCUAAUAAUAACGAUGUCAAUAUAAACUUGGAGUGUAGUGGUCAGAUAUUUACCGAAGAACAAUUGGCAAAGAGAUAUGGUUACCCAUGGGAUAAUAUCAGCACUGGAACAAAGCUGAAAAUAUUUCUGAAAGACAAAUUGAAAUGCUCACGCGAAAGAGCAAAACGAUUUAUCACUUCUUUGGUUCCGAUUUUGAUUUGGUUGCCACAAUAUAAAAUAAAAUCCUACUUGCCAGGAGAUCUUAUUGCAGGAUUUACUGUGGCCAUGGUUCUGCUUCCCCAAGGAAUGGCGUACAGUAUGUUGGCGUCUCUCCCACCUGUUCAAGGGUUGUAUACUUCCUUCUUCCCAGUAAUACUGUAUGCUUUACUUGGCACAUCUAAUCAAGUGUCAAUGGGAACAUUUGCAGUAGGUUGUAUUAUGGUGGGGGAUGUAAUAGACAAGCAUGUUAACGUUGAUGAUUACUGUAAACAAACGAUAACUACCUCACAGCCAAUAAACAGCAUGGUGAGUUCAUCGGAAACUUGGGAAACUACUUCAACUACAAGUUGCAAUGAUUUAUAUAUGGAACGAAGAAUUGAACUUGCAAUUGCUAUUUGUCUGGCUGUAGGAGUUAUACAGGUUGUAAUGUAUAUUCUACGUCUGGGAAAAGUAACAAUGUAUCUUUCUGAACAUUUGGUUUCGGGCUUUACGUGUGGAGCGGUGUUUCCCGUUCUUUCGUCACAAAUCCCAAAACUGUUAGGAAUUCCUGUUCAAAAAUACAGUGAUCCACUUUCGAUCAUUUACACAUUCAUCGAUAUGUUUUCAAACAUCACAUCAAUAAAUUGGGCUACAGUGAUUGUGUCGACGGUAUGUUCGGUAGUAUUGAUUGUCGGAAAGAUAAUAAAUGUUCGUUAUUACGAUAGACUUCCUAUACCGAUACCAUGGGAAGUCUUUAUAGUCAUAUUUUCUACUAUUGCUUCGUACUACGGAUUACUUUAUGAAAACCACAGUGUUAGUGUCGUGGGUGACAUUCCAACUGGGUUUCAACUCUCAGUACCAGAUAGCCACGAUAUCGGAUCUGUUAUGCUGGAAUCUAUACCUGUAGCAAUCGUUAUAUAUGCGAUCGAAAUUUCACUUGCAAAAAUGUUUGCAAUUAAGAGUGGCUGUGAAAUUGAUGCAAAUCAGGAGCUAAUGGCAAUGGGUUCUGCAAAUAUCGUUGGUUGUUUUUUCUCUUGCUUUCCUUGCGCAGUAGCAUUAUCGCGAACCGCCAUCUCGGACGAAGUUGGUGGGAAAACGCAGAUCACUGGACUUAUAGCAGCAUCUAUAAUACUGACAGUCAUUCUGUGGAUUGGUCCCUUAUUUGAAUCCUUACCAGAAGCCGCUCUAGCUGUAAUUAUUCUUGUGAAUAUAAAAGGCAUGCUUCGACAAUUUGAGAGGAUAAGGGGUUAUUGGGAAAUAUGUAAACUGGAUGCAAUAACCUGGUUGGUCACGUGGGCAUGUGUCGUGUUUAUUGGAGUUGACAUCGGUCUCCUCAUCGGGGUCGGGUUUGAACUAAUUACGGUUGUGUGUAAUACUCAAACAGCAAAUGGUUAUGUACUUGGUGAAAUAGAAGGAACCGGAAGCUAUAAGAAUGUGAAAAGAUACAAAACAAAACGAAAAAGUGACAGAAAUAUUAUUAUAUUUUCAUACUCUGGACCUUUGUAUUUUGCUAAUCUUGAAAGAUUUCGAAGCCAAUUUUGCAAAUCUCUUGGAUUCGACCCAACACGGAGUAGUGCAACUUACAAAGAACGCCAAGGGAAUUCGAAAAAAAGCAGCUUGUCAGGCGUUCAAAAUGAAGGAUUCACUCUCGAAAAUGCAAAUUCCAACGAAGAAAAAGAUAGUGGAAUAAACACUAUUUCAAGUAUAAAUAGUUUGGAAACAAACACAAAUAUAAAUUCCUCUGUGCAAGCUGACAGCACUGUAAUGUCGUCAUCAUUUUCUGACGUCGAUAUUGGGAGCGGAGUCACCCACGUUAUUCUGGAUAUGUCUGCAUGUUCUUAUAUCGAUAAUGGUGGAGCAAAACUCAUCAAAUCAGUAUUUACAUCACUGAAAGCGCUUGAUAUUCUUCUUAUGCUUUGUCACUGCAAUGAAUCCGUGAGAAAAUCGCUGGGAUUUGUCUUUAAAACAGGCAAGCCGCCAUUCUUCUUUUCAUUGGAUGGAGCUGUUUCUCAUGCAAGAGGAGAGAUUCUCCUCAACAUCGAUGAUCAUGGCAAUGUUAUUGAAGAUACCAAUGUAAAAAGAAUUGGCACAUUGUUUUGAAGCGGUAUCAUUUCCUCACGCAAUGAUCUCACAUUGUAGUUUUGUUCUUUGCAGUAUUACUUUAUUAGUAAGAAAAAGAUUUUUUUCUAAUCAAUGAUAUGACAUAGAACACACAUAAAUCAACAUGUAAGUUCAUUCAAAUUCAUUUAUAAUCAUUCUUUAGUUUAUUCAGUCAAAAAUUUCAUGCCAUUACAAUUAUAUACCAAUACUACCAAUUGAUUCAAUAUAAUAUAUUUUGUAAAUGGCACACACACUCAAACAAUUUCAAUGUUUUGUUAUAAAUAUAAAAAAAAUAUAUUUAGCAAUCAUUCGUUCCGCUUAUCAUGAGAACUGAGUUUUGUCGUCAGGUGGCGUCACAGAGUCAAAAAAUUGAACCUCUUAAAAUUCGUCUCUGUGUAAUUAUUUUUAUUGAGAUAUUUGUGCCAACAAAAUCAAUCGGAUUCCAAAAUAAUUUUGGAUGGGAUUCCACAAUAAUGUCAGAUCGUACUGUAAUAGAUUAUUUAACGAACAAAUUAUCAUAAUAAUUUUACUACGAUUGAGUCCAUAUGCAAAUUGAGUUUCAACCAUCUUAGCAAUUUGGUCCUGCUCAAAGACAUUUUUACAAAAUCAUUUUAUAUUUCAACCUAAUUGUUUUGUCUAUUCCGUCCAUCUUACCUCGAGCCUCGAGGAUUUGUUAUAAAAUUCUUCUAAUUUGAGCUACUGUAACUGAA